Molecule: messenger RNA, 987 nt
Organism: Belonocnema kinseyi
Lineage: Eukaryota; Metazoa; Arthropoda; Insecta; Hymenoptera; Cynipidae
Exons: 1
Coding region: 1-987 (328 amino acids)
Source: RefSeq, a predicted model, not a curated record
AUGCUGCGGUCGCAGAAGUGUUUGAAAGGAGAAGCUAUGGAGGCCGUGAGAGCCUCGCUAGUUUCAACAAACGUUGACAAAGCGAUGAAGACACUAGAGAGACGCUUUGGAAGACCAGAGUACAUCGUCGAUGAACUAACAAGUCAAGUCAUCAGAAUGCCGAACGUGAAAGAAGAUGAGCCAAUGCCAUGGAUAAAGUUUGCCGACGCGAUAUCGAAUCUGGUGACUACAGUGGAGUCCCUUCAAUCUACAGAAAUGUCCGAUUCUUAUUUACUGAAGCAAUUGAUUGGAAAAAUACCAACAGGGUUGAAAAAUAAGUGGGGUGAGGCUAUAUUGCGAAAUACCAAGAAAGCAUCAAUUCUAGAGUUUACAAAGUGGCUUGAAAAGAGAGCGGAUACCGCGCUGGCUAUUUACGAACGUCCAGUACAGGAACAGGAUAAAAACAAACAUAUUCCAGCUAUAUGGAAUCCAGAACAUAAAAAUGCGCAGUGCUCAUAUCGUGAAAAGGGACAUAAAAUAGAAAAUUGUCCACAGUUUGAGAAGCUCACUGUUGACGAGCGUUGGGAUUGGGUUAUAAAGAAAAAGGUAUGUUUUUGUUGUUUCUCUCAAGAACAUUCUAGAAAAGACUGUGAUCGAAAAGCGGGAUGUGGAAAAGAUGGCUGCCAUUUGAAGCACCAUCGGCUGCUGCACCAUGAUCGCGGAAGGCAGCACAGUAGUGUAGCCCAACUUGACGAUUUAAAAUGUAAAUCUGAAACACCUAGACCAACGAAACCUGCAAAUGCUGAAGGUAAGGAGAGAGUAAACCUCACACGACGGAAAAGAAAAAGAGUCCCUUUGAUGAUUUUACCAGUCACAUUGCAUAGGCUUGAGGGAAAAGUGGAUACACCUGCUUUUCUCGACACUAAUUCAACUGUGAUCUUAAUAGAAGAGGAUGUUGCUGUCGUUUUGGGUCUGAGUGGACCAACUGAGCCACUAAAUUCGCAGUAG